CGCGGCCCCGGGGUUGUGGGGGGGGCUCUCUGAUAGGCUUCCUCCGCCGGCAUGGCUGCUCUCAGCCCCGCCUCCCUUCAGCGCGUCCAGAAGGUGGUGAGAUUGGGAUGCGAGGGAAGGGAGAGCAGUUACCGUAGUCCGAAAGAAGGGCAGGGGUUACGAAGAAGGAGGCGAAGGUGAAACCGCUGGUAGAGGGGAAGGGGCUGUCGCCGAACAGGGCCUACGGCCCAGACGCCAGCAGGCACCAAUCAGGUGACAGAGAGGCGGACGGGGCGGGGCCUUCGGCCCUGCUCCUCACCUGGCCCCGCACGUGUCUCGUUUACCCGGGCGGCCUAACCAAUUACGGCCCGGAAGGCUGAGCCUGCCCCACUCGCGGGGCGGGCCAAUCUAAGGCUGCCAUCCGGGGAAGCUGGCCUGGCCUUAUGAAUAAUUAAUAUGACAGAGCCUGUCCCCAGGCGGGGUAGGGAUGGAGGGAGGCGGGGGUGCCGCUGGGCGCCUGCGCAGUAGCUGCCCGUGUCGGCAGCUGCGGCGGGUCGCACGGCUCCGUCCCAUCUCGGGGGGCGGGCGGGGGAGGCGAGGCGCGCGAGCAGAGCGCGGGGCACGAUGUCCGACGCGGGCGGCGGAAAGAAGCCGCUUGUAGAGCCGCAGGCGGGGCCAGGCCCGGGGCCGGGGCGCGCAGCCGGGGAAAGGGGCCUGCCGGGCUCCUUCCCUCUGGUCCUGAAGAAGCUGAUGGAGAACCCCCCGCGCGAGGCGCGCCUAGAUAAGGAAAAGGGGAAGGAAAAGCUGGAGGAAGACGAGGCUGCAGCAGCCAGCACCAUGGCCGUCUCUGCCUCCCUCAUGCCACCCAUCUGGGACAAGACCAUCCCAUAUGAUGGCGAGUCUUUCCACCUGGAGUACAUGGACCUGGAUGAGUUCCUGCUGGAGAAUGGCAUCCCUGCCAGCCCCACCCACCUGGCCCAGAACCUGCUGCUGCCUGUGGCUGAGCUGGAAGGGAAGGAGUCGGCCAGCUCCUCCACGGCGUCCCCGCCAUCCUCCUCCACCGCUGUCUUUCAGCCCUCGGAAACCGUGUCUAGCACAGAAUCCUCCCUGGAAAAGGAGAGGGAGACACCCAGUCCCAUCGACCCCAACUGCGUGGAGGUGGAUGUGAACUUCAAUCCCGACCCUGCCGACCUGGUCCUCUCCAGUGUGCCGGGCGGGGAGCUGUUCAACCCUCGGAAGCACAAGUUUGCAGAGGAGGACCUGAAGCCCCAGCCCAUGAUCAAAAAGGCCAAGAAGGUCUUUGUCCCUGAUGAACAGAAGGACGAAAAGUACUGGACGAGACGCAAGAAGAACAACGUGGCGGCCAAGCGGUCCCGGGACGCCCGGCGCCUGAAGGAGAACCAGAUCACCAUCAGGGCGGCCUUCCUGGAGAAGGAGAACACAGCCCUGCGGACGGAGGUGGCGGAGCUGCGCAAGGAGGUGGGCAAGUGCAAGACCAUCGUGUCCAAGUACGAGACCAAGUACGGGCCCUUGUAACCUGUGCCCCCGCCCGGGCAUGCUGCCUCACCUCAGACCUCUGCCUGGGACCCCUGAAACCCACCCCUGCGUGGAGACUUAUGACUCGUCGUGGGCGCAUGGCGGUGCACCUGCCCCAGGAGCCUUCACGUUCAAGCUUCAUUAUCACAUGGCCAGCACGGCGACUUCCCUGGGGGCCAGCCUCCUCCCUGGCGGGAUGCGAGAGAAUCUACAAGAUGGUGAAUCAGCCUUAGUCUCUGUUCUUGGCUGUCUCAGUUGGACCGGAAGGGGACCUCUGGAGCAUGGGCUCUUCUUUUCCAGGGUACCCAGGCUUCCCUGACUCUCCCUGCUUCUCCAGCCUGGGCCGUCCAGGCCUGUCUCUGCAGAAUGAGUCAUGAUGGCUGUCGCCCUUACAUCUUCUCAGGUAGCAGGGCGCAUUUCCAGGUAGGGAGGGUCUGUUGUCCUCCCUAGAAAGUCUUAGAGAAAAACAUCCGUUCCCAUCUUCCUCAAAGGUAAAAAGACAUGCCAGCUCCUCUGUAGUGUCCACGUGGGUGCCAGGCCGCAGCGGCUGGGUGUCUGCACAGCCUGGGACGGGCUUUGCGUCUGGGCCUGCAACAGAAGUGCACCCAACCAUUCGUGGCUCCCUCACCCCUUUUCUCUGUGGCUCCGAGGCCUGGAAGGAGGAGGCCCUGGGGAGGGGUUCCCUCUGCGUUCCAUCCGCCUUUGGGGAGAGACUCCCAGGGUGGUGGUCUCUGAGCUUUGGUCGCCGUGCAUAUCUCCUCUUCUCCAGGUCACUUGUGGAGGCCGCCUGAGUCAAAUUUGUCCCACCAGACUGGGCCUCUCGGCCUGCUGUUUCUUGUCAUCCAGUGACCAAGCUCAGAUCUUGGAUUUAAAAGAAAGAGCCUCCUCGUCUAGGAAGCUUAACUUCCUGGAGCUGGGAUGCACCUUCUGCAUGGUGUUCAGAAAACCGGUCUCCACAGCCCCUCAUGCUGUAGGCGGGGAGCUGGGGCAUGUUUCUCUUGAAGCUCCCGCUCGUUCUUGCUCUGCUUUCCCAUGCGGGCCAGGCCUGAGUCCGCUGUCUCUGAAAAGCAGAAGAGGGCUUCCCAGUUCUGGCUUCAGGAUCCACCCCGUGCGAGCGGCCUGGAGGGCGUCACCAGGCAGGACACCUGGUCACCUGGUCGCAGCACAACUCUUUUGGAACAGCGGGCUCUGGGGACAUUUACAUAGGCUAGAGUCCCCUCGAUCUGGGUCCCAGGAGACAGCCACCCAUGCAAGCCUGGCUGUGGUGUGGUGUGGAGGGGCCCGCCUCCCAGCUGCUCCUUUCUCUUGUGUCCAACUGGACUCGUCCUUUGGCUCUGCCCGAAAGAUUAAUUAAGGAGAUCCGUGGAAGCGUCUGCUCGCUGCGGUCAGCUGGGGCACUCAGAGAUGGGUGUAUUUAUUUGCUCAGGGCAGGCAGCCUGUGGUAAGGAGGGGUCAGAGGUGACGGGCACACUUUGUCACAUUCACCACUGGCUUUAUUUAAAGUGGUGGCUCGGAGUCCUGGGCCUUGACCCCUAAAGACUUUCCAUAAUAGAUGUUAAGAGCAGGGGAAGCCAUCCACUGGCCGUGGACCACACCCCAGGGGAACGCCACAGCCCUCCAGGGACCUGCACACCCGUCUCUCCAGGGGACUUGACAAGGGUCCCUGAGGCCAAGGGAUGUCAGCGCCCUCCCUGCAGGCCCCUGACUUUUACUUUGUGGUUUUAUGAAAACCAUGUUCACACUUUUCACUCUAUUGUAACCACAACAGGGCAGUUGCAUCCGGCAUGUCAGUGUCCUGCCCUGGGCAGCUCGCCCGCCCGGGCACUCUCCCUCUGGUCUGGCCACCCACCAAGAGGGCACUUCUCAUUUUGUUAUUGGUAGAAGAGCCACCAGCUUAAAAGCUCUUCAUUUUCUUUGGCCAGAAGUGUAUGGUUUGUGUUUCUUUCAGUUUUUUCCCCUAAGGGAUGGACAUUUAGUCUCUGGGUGGCGUCCACUUUCCGACCCCAGCGGGUGAGAUGACGGCCUGAUGUCUCUUCUCUUUGUCCCGCCUUCUGCCUGUGUAGUGCCCUCUCCUUCUACCCCUCCCCCCACCCCCGCCAGCCAGUGGGUGUCUGGUUCUCUCCUUACUUGGGAAGAGUGUGGUGCUGGCUUCUUUUAGAAGGGCCCCUUUGAGCCAGGAGCCUGGCAGGGACAGGGAGGAGAUGUCCGUGGAGGUUGACAUUUUGGGGAAAAGGGUGCUCAGGUAAGCAUGUCUUCUUCCCAGGCUUAAGGAUCAAGUCCUUGCAGGAGAGGGUGGUGCCUACUCAGUUUCCAUUGUGGAGUUGGGAGUCCCCUUGACUCCCCGCUGGACCCUCUCUGUCUUGGGGCUGACAGCCAAAGACUGAGGUGCCUAUGCUCAGAUCUUUGACAUCCUCUAAAAAGCACUGGAGACUAGAGACGCCAAUGUAAAUGGCUUUCUGUGGGCUUGCAGUGGGCUGGGAAGCGCCAUCCCUACCUAAACACCCUGUCUUCAGCCUCAUUGCAACCUCAAAACAGACAAAUCAUGAAUGAAUCAGCUAGAAUGUUGCAAGAAUAUGCAUAUAAUAAAUGUAUAUCUAGAUAGAGAAAUAUAUAUAUUAGAGAGAGAGCUUUCACAAUGGCCAGCAGCCUUGUGGAGGACCUGGGUCACUCUUACCCUUGGCCAAAGGAAAGGGUUUGCCUGUCUGGGUCCUGAGGUUGCGGAAGGCACGUAGUAGUGAACCUUGACUCGGUAAGCAUCACCCUGGUGAGGGGACCUGCUGUGGCCCUGGCAGGCAGCUCCUGCUUGAGGUGGGGUGGCAGGCAUGAGGGCUGGCAGAAAAGGGCCCCUUCAUGCUGUGCAGCUCUCCAUCCAGGGCCCUGGGAGCAAAGGGCUGAAAGCCCCUGGUUUUCAUGGCAAAGCCCCACCCCAGAGCUCCUUUAACAUCUGUUAAUUAAGUGCAAUAAAUUUUUCUAGAAAAUGGCAAAGAUGACUUCCAGGUGGAUAUUGCUGUUUUACAGUGUUGGGGAUGCCAGAACACCACUUGGUUUUAUUUUUCUAAGUGCAUGUGACGUGACAGAGUGUGUGGGGCUCUGCGUCCUCCCCUGGGAGCUGGCAUUCCAGCAGGCCCCUCUCCUUUACCUUUGCUGGGGAAGGAGGCAAGGCGCAAACCCUUCUUCCCAGCCGGUGAGGGCAGAGGCAGAGCGUAGCCCACUGGCCUUAUGUGCGUGUGUGCGUGCGAGUGUGCCGCUGCCGGUGGGCCGGAGUGAUGUGGCGGGAGGGAAGCGGGGAAUGUAUCCUUUUCAAACGAAAUUAAAUAUUUUGAGAUGAGAA
Balaenoptera acutorostrata (minke whale) is the source of this 4846-nucleotide messenger RNA. It is a transcript of the gene TEF, whose product is annotated as TEF transcription factor, PAR bZIP family member. The record is from RefSeq and is a predicted model, not a curated record. Gene Ontology annotation, biological process: regulation of transcription by RNA polymerase II. Gene Ontology annotation, cellular component: nucleus. NCBI's taxonomy places the organism in Eukaryota, Metazoa, Chordata, Mammalia, Artiodactyla, Balaenopteridae. Bases 604 to 1515 code for a protein of 303 amino acids. Gene Ontology annotation, molecular function: DNA-binding transcription factor activity, RNA polymerase II-specific; RNA polymerase II cis-regulatory region sequence-specific DNA binding. The transcript is spliced from 4 exons.